This is a messenger RNA of Salvia hispanica, 1203 nucleotides long. The record is from RefSeq and is a predicted model, not a curated record. Lineage: Eukaryota; Viridiplantae; Streptophyta; Magnoliopsida; Lamiales; Lamiaceae.
CUCGGCUCCCGUUUCCGUCAUCCGGAAGACAAAUGCUAGCAUCAUCCCAAGCACCAUGGCUCCAUAAAUCAUCCAACACGAUGAGCAAGCUAGGAGGGCGGUAUAAAUACUCUGGGGCUUGUAAUCUUGUGAUACAGUCACCCAAGCCCUAACCAUGAAAGCAUCCGUGGUCAACGGAUGGUGAUAAACAUUCUUGGCCAGUGUGGUCUUCCCGAUUCCUCCCAUCCCCACGAUUGGGAUAACCUGAAGGUGGGAUGGCCCUCCGGUGAGCCUAUCGGCGAUUUUGAUCAGGUCCUGGUUAAGGCCGACGACAUCGGGGAUGGCCAUCGUUAAUUUGAGGGAGAGAAGAAGAACUGAUGCUGGUUUAGGGAGAACCGUUGACCAGUGACAAAGAAGAAGUGAUGAUUGGAGAUUGUGAUACUGGCCUUUACUUGUGCUGAAGAGAUCAUUUCGAUGCAUUGUUUUAAAAAUCGAAUCCUUGAAAUGUUCAAAUCAGUCCAGACUUUGAUUUGGCCAGAGUAAUAAAAUUAUAAAAACAUUAAAAUAAAAGAUAGAAAUGAGCUUGAGAGACUUGAUUGAUGAGUGCAAACUCUUCUACAUAGCCGGGCAGGAGUCCACAGCGUCCCUGCUCACGUGGACCAUGAUCCUGCUGAGCAAGCACCCGGACUGGCAGGCCCGUGCCAGAGACGAGGUCAUGCAAGUUCUUGGCACGAACGAACCGGAUUUCCAAGAGCUGAACCGGCUGCAGAUUGUGACAAUGAUCUUCCACGAGGUUCUGAGAUUGUACCCGGGGGCAGUUUUGCUGAGUCGAACCAUCCGUGAUGAGACGAGGCUAGGGGAUUUAGCCCUGCCCGCGGGCGUGAGCAUCUUCCUAGCCACGCUUCCGCUGCAGCAUGACUGCGAGAUAUGGGGCGAGGACGCGAAUGAGUUUAAUCCGGAGAGGUUUGGCGAAGGCGUCUCCAAGGCGACGAAAGGGAGGCUCGUCUACUUUCCGUUUGGUGGAGGCCCGAGGAUAUGCAUCGGGCAGAACUUUGCUUUGCUAGAAGCGAAAAUGGCGCUGGCCCUCGUAUUGAAACGGUAUUGGUUCGAGCUUUCUCCAUCGUAUGCACACGCCCCGAAUAUGGUACUGUCGCUUCAUCCUCAGCAUGGUGCACCGUUGAUCCUGCACCGGAUCCUUUAGGCCUUGUUGCGUUAUAAUGAUUA